AUCGUAUCAUAUCAUCCUUCCUAGUUGAUUCAACAUCACAGUUUGACUUUUUUUUUUCAUUGAUUCGUAUUUUUUUGGUUUUCCAUCCAAAUUUUUUUGUUGUUUUCUCGUUUGGUUAGUUCGUUGUCACGAGAUAAAUUUGGUGUUUCCAAUUCUGUUGCUGCGAGAAAAAAACAACAACCAACUCCAGUAUUGUUCGGUUUUAUUUUCGCAAUAAAUAAAACCGGGAAUAGAAAAAUUGUGUGAAUAAAGUUUUGAAUUAAAAAAAAAAACAAACAAACCGAAACAACACGAUGGCAUUAGGAAAAGUAUUUGGAAUAUUGUGUGGAAUUGCGUUGGUGUCAGCGUUGCCAGCCGAGGAAAUUCGCGGCCAAUCGAGAAAUACCGUUGGUGGCGACAGUGAUUUAAUGGAGAGUAUUUAUACGGAUUGUCUGCGCAAGGAUUCAGUGUCAUGUGUGAAAUAUAAGCUGUUCUCAUUUGUGGAUAAAAUGCUCGAUCAAAGAGACACAUUUGCUCUGACCGAAGGAGUGACGGUGAUUAAAACCGAUAAACCAGCCGAUGGUGGUGCACCACGUGCUCUAACUGGUGACGAAUCGAUUGAAUCGUUGAUCUUCAGCCGGGUACAGAAUUUCUUGCAAUCGCACACCGUCAAAGUUGAAUUGAAAGGUGCUGAUGUUGUGAAUGCCGUUUCAUCGACUGGUCGAGCCCUCGAGGAUGUGUCUGACAGUAUGUUUGGCGGUGAAAAUGAUGUGAACGAAGCUCGUGGUAAAAAGAAGAAAGCAGCCAAAAUCAUCGGUCCACUUUUGUUGGCUCUCGGUCUGAAAGCAGCCGCAUUGUUGCCACUCGUUUUGGGUGCGAUCGCACUGAUUGCUGGCAAAGCAUUGUUAGUCGGUAAAAUUGCGUUGGUAUUGUCGGCCAUUAUCGGUUUGAAGAAGUUGUUGUCACAAGAGAAGCAUGUCACUUAUGAGGUCGUUGCUCAUCCACAUCACUCAUCCAGCCAUUCGGCAAGUCAUGGUGAAGCCUAUUCAGUUGGUGCAUCGAACAUUGAUGUUAGCGGUUAUGCAGCCGGUGCGGGUACUGGACACGGUGGCUGGGGACGAAGCGUUGACGCACAGGAUUUGGCAUACCGAGGACAAAAAACUGAGUAAAUUUAUCAUAAAAACUCUUUCAAAUUGCCCCCUUUAAAUACGAACACAAGAGAUUCAUUCACAUAUAGAGAUUCAAAGAACUUACUAUGACUCAUUCACACACACACACACACACUCAUGCGGAACAGACUUACACUCAGAAACACACACACACACACAGGUUAAGUAAGAGCACAGAUAAGAUUUGUUAAGGAGCUUAUAAAUUUAAACAAAACAACAACAAAACGAUCAGGGUUCUUUUUUUGUAAAAAUAUCGAAUCCUUACUUUACCUUAUUUUAGUUCAUAAUAGAUGUUUAAUUGAUGCGGAAAUGGAAAACAUUGAAAACUAGAAAGCACACACACACACAAAUAGAAACAUCCAGAUUCCAAAAAGCUAAGAAAAGUUUUUCAUAAGAUUUUCUUUCAUUACUGCCGUUAGUACCGAAAACAAUACUCGAAUUUGUUUAACGCUUAGUUUAUUCUAAUUCUUUUUUUUUGCUAAAUAUUUCUCUGCUUCUUGAUUUUUCCGAUAUUUUAAAAUCAAUUUUUAUUGUUAUGUUAAAGUUUUCCAAUUUGUUUCAUAAUUUCUGUUCAAUUAUUUAUCUUAUGAGAGAGAAACGAAAAAAAAGUAAUUUAAUGCUAUUUAUUUAAUUUAUUUAUUUAACGAAAAAGAUCAGUUAACUUAUUCAAGAAGAUGCAAAUUGCGCAAAAGCAACGAAAAAAUGUAACAAAAAAAAAUGUAACGAAGAAUGAUGGGAACAAACAAAAAUAACGAAAUUAUAUCGAAACAAAGAAUGGGAGCAUGCAAAUGCGCAAUGCUUUCCGAUUGAAACCAUUCAAAUUGGCAGUUUUGUCGUUAGUGUUCCAAUUUUGUUUUUUUUUUUUAUAGAACGAACCGAAAAAAGAAAAAAACGUUUAGCACACAGAAUUUCAACACACAUAGCACUAAAACAUACCAACAAACACACAAGCACACACACAGAACACAUACACCUCAUAACACGCAUCGCAACCACAUUGCAGUCAAAGUGACAUAAGUUACACAAUAUACACACUCGGGCACAUGAUGAUCAUAAACAUGAGAUAUAUUUACAUUUACGUUAUGUGGACUGACCUCUUUCUUGCUAUAGGCUUUUUAUCGCUCAGAUUUCAUCUCAAUCUUCUCUCUAUCAAUUUCUGUACUUUUUUCCUUCUCUUAGCUCUCGCUUGCAUGUACAUCUUACUUGCAUGCUCUUCUCUUUCUAUUCUAUAUAUCAUUUACGGUUGCUUUUUCUUCUUCUUCUUCUUCUUCAUCAAAACCGUUUUUCUGUUCUUUUUUUCUUCUUUACUUUUCAUAAUCUGACUGUUUUCUUUAUUUCAAUGAUCUUUCUUAUCUUUUUGCCACACCAAAAAUGCUGGAAUUUAUUUUAUGUUCUGUUCAGAUUUAAAUUAGCCAAUUUCAUGUCGUUUAUACACACAAAAUUGUCGAAAUUAUUGUCCCAAAUUUUCCAAAUUGCAUCCUAUGUUGAUAAAUUUUGUUUUGAAUUUUUUUUUAUUUGCCAUAAAUCGCCAUAGUCACUAUUUCACUUCUUAUUUAAGCGUAUCUUUCGUUAAAAAUGAGAAAAAAUGGAAUUUUUGUUGUUGUUCUGUAUUCGAAAUAAAAAAAAAAACCAAUCUGAGGAAAGAAA
Messenger RNA from Sitodiplosis mosellana (orange wheat blossom midge), 2795 nucleotides. RefSeq lists its product as uncharacterized. The transcript has a single exon. The record is from RefSeq and is a predicted model, not a curated record. Lineage: Eukaryota; Metazoa; Arthropoda; Insecta; Diptera; Cecidomyiidae. The coding region runs from base 294 to 1148 and encodes 284 amino acids.